AUGGAUUCUCUUAAGAUUGAGGAAUUGUUGGGGAAAGGAUCUUCUGGAAAAGUAUACAAAGCACUAGAUACAACAACUAAAAACCAUUAUGCAAUCAAGAAAAUGAAUAUUCAUGCAGAGAAUGGUGUUUCGAUGCAUGCCAUACGUGAAAUAAAAUUAUUGAAAAAAUUAAAAUCGAAAUACGUAGUUGAAUUACAUCAUAUUAGGGCUAUAAACAAAUGUAUUGAUUUAGUGAUAGAGUACAUGCCGUUUACUUUAGAAUAUCUCAUUUCAUCUAAAUUUUCAUUCACAGAUAAUCAUUUCUUUUUAAUUAUGUAUCAAUUAUUACACGCUGUUAGUUUCAUACAUUCAAGAGCAAUAAUACAUCGAGAUCUUAAACCAAGUCAUGUUCUCCUAGAUCAGAAUUGUAAUAUAAAAAUAAUAGACUUUGGUAUGGCAAGGGAAGAAUGUUUAAAUAUGACAAAUAAGAUAAGUUCGCUAUACUACAGAGCCCCAGAGACAUUGUUAGGUGAUACUCAAUAUUCAAAUAAAGUUGAUGCAUGGGCUGUUGCUUGUAUAAUCCUUGAAAUUAAAAAUGGAUCCCCUGUGUUUAAGGGUGACGAUGAGAUUUCACAGUGUAAAUUGAUCCUAUCUACUUUUGGUCAACCUGAAACUAAAUACCCCUGGGAUGAUCUAUAUAAUGUGCAGAAAUAUGCUAAAACAAUGACUUUUGAAGCGUUAUUUCAAAAUAAGUUUGGUCAUCUUGUUGAUGAAAAAUCACUACAGAUAUUAAGAGAAAUGAUGCAUUUGGACAAGCAUAGAAGACUUUCUGUACAAAAUGCAACAAAGUUAGAACCUAUUAAAAGGGGCGAAAGUAUCAAAUGCUGUAUUGAACACAAAGCACCAGACACUGAUAACAAACGAUGA
Molecule: messenger RNA, 906 nt
Organism: Vittaforma corneae ATCC 50505
Lineage: Eukaryota; Fungi; Microsporidia; Nosematidae
Product: CMGC/CDK protein kinase
Exons: 1
Coding region: 1-906 (301 amino acids)
Biological process (GO): protein phosphorylation
Cellular component (GO): mediator complex; nucleus
Molecular function (GO): RNA polymerase II CTD heptapeptide repeat kinase activity; ATP binding; cyclin-dependent protein serine/threonine kinase activity
Source: RefSeq, a predicted model, not a curated record